Molecule: messenger RNA, 19657 nt
Organism: Coregonus sp. 'balchen'
Lineage: Eukaryota; Metazoa; Chordata; Actinopteri; Salmoniformes; Salmonidae
Source: the annotation of a GenBank genome assembly
AUGUAUCGAAUUCGCUGUAGUAACGUGGCUGAAACUAUAGAUAUUUUGAAUCAAAAAAAGUUAAGUUGUCUAAUCUGUGUGGGUUUACUGGAUCUGAGGAGUAUUCCCUGUGGACAUAGUUACUGUAAAGUCUAUACUGGUAACUGGGAUCAGGAUGACCAAAAUGAUCCCUACCACAUCUGCCUUCAGUGCAGACAGACCUACACCCCAAGACCUGCACUAUACACAAACACCAAGAUUGAUGAAGUGGUGGAAAAAUGUGAAAAGACUAGACUGCAAGCUGAUGACACUGGAUCUGGAAACCUAGUCAUAUACUCCAAGUCAUAUACUGAGGAAAUAUACUGAGGAGAUACUCAGCAAACAUAUGCUGAGAAAUCAGUACCUGGUCAGCAUGAACAAGGUAUGGAUAAUAACUCUUUCCUGUCUGCAGUGACUUAACUACAUGGAAUAGAUGUAGAAAGAAAUGUCUCUUAUUACAAAAUCGUAGCCUACUUUGUACAAUGUACUUUGGAUGUCAUGUGAGUUCAGUGAAGAUUACACAGGCCCCACCCAUCUACCAGAGCAGGCAGAGACACAGUUCUAGAACAAUCCAAGAUUCAGGAGGAGUGUAUAUCAAACAGAGAAUAAUGUUCUAAUACCACAGUAUUAUUGCCUCAAUACCACUACGUGUUUGCCAACAGAGAAAGAGUGGGAACAAACCACACAAACAAGAAGCCCAGUCACCAGCUCCCUCUUCCAGCGGAAAGGACAUGGUAAGUUCUGGCAAGUGUGUAUGUACACAGUCGGUACAUGUGUGUUCAGUAAACCCUCCUGAUUGAAUAUUGCUGGUGAUAUCAUGCUCACCUCUUUUAACUUGAAUGUCUAUAUGUCACUGCCUCACCUGCCCCCAACUUAUAACUUUAAGGAGUUUCAGGAUCCAGAGCCAGGGAAGACACAGGAACUGUAUGCCCAAAUGGAUGACCUCCUGGAUAGGGUGACUCAAAACAACUUCCAGCAAUCAAUGAAGACAAUGACUGAGUUCACCAUUAACACAGAGGCCAGACUGAGGUCCAUCACUGACCUCAUAUAUGACAGGGCCAUAGCACACCCUGCCAGCUCUGUGGUCUACGCCAACAUGUGCCACUACCUCAUGGCGGUAAGUCUGUAUCUGUACAAUUCUCCAUCUGUCUGUAUUUUGUCUGUCUCUCACAGAGGUGAUUGCUAUUUCUUUGUCAAAUGCCAAUGACCAGACAUGGAGAACAGUUGGAAAUCUUACAGACUUUGCCAUAGACAGUGUAAACCCUUUGCACUGUCACAGUUGGUUAAAGGCAGUGUUCCCCAACUGGUGGGCCUUAUAUUUAUAAUUCAAUUUUAUUCAUAAAAUCUGUUUUCAUUGUUGGGCACCAGACUGUAAAAACACCAGGAAAUCAGCUCCAAGUGAUUCAUUUUGGAUAUCUGUUCAAGUAUUCCCACGCAUAAUAGAUACAGUGGGGAGAACAAGUAUUUGAUACACUGCCGAUUUUGCAGGUUUUCCUACUUACAAAGCAUGUAGAGGUCUGUAAUUUUUAUCAUAGGUACACUUCAACUGUGAGAGACGAAAUCUAAAACAAAAAUCCAGAAAAUCACAUUGUAUGAUUUUUAAGUAAUUAAUUUGCAUGACAUAAGUAUUUGAUACAUCAGAAAAGCAGAACUUAAUAUUUGGUACAGAAACCUUUGUUUGCAAUUACAGAGAUCAUACGUUUCCUGUAGGUCUUGACCAGGUUUGCACACACUGCAGCAGGGAUUUUGGCCCACUCCUCCAUACAGUCCUUCUCCAGAUCCUUCAGGUUUCGGGGCUGUCGCUGGGUAAUACGGACUCUCAGCUCCCUCCAAAGAUUUUCUAUUGGGUUCAGGUCUGGAGACUGGCUAGGCCACUCCAGCACCUUGAGAUGCUUCUUACAGAGCCACUCCUUAGUUGCCCUGGCUGUGUGUUUCGGGUCGUUGUCAUGCUGGAAGACCCAGCCACGACCCAUCUUCAAUGCUCUUACUGAGGGAAGGAGGUUGUUGGCCAAGAUCUCGCGAUACAUGGCCCCAUCCAUCCUCCCCUCAAUAAGGUGCAGUCGUCCUGUCCCCUUUGCAGAAAAGCAUCCCCAAAGAAUGAUGUUUCCACCUCCAUGCUUCACGGUUGGGAUGGUGUUCUUGGGGUUGUACUCAUCCUUCUUCUUCCUCCAAACACGGCGAGUGGAGUUUAGACCAAAAAGCUAUAUUUUUGUCUCAUCAGACCACAUGACCUUCUCCCAUUCCUCCUCUGGAUCAUCCAGAUGGUCAUUGGCAAACUUCAGACGGGCCUGGACAUGCGCUGGCUUGAGCAGGGGGACCUUACGUGCGCUGCAGGAUUUUAAUCCAUGACAUGGAUUGUCCUGUUGUCCUGUAGCCCAUCCCAGCCUUGUGCAGGUCUACAAUUUUAUCCCUGAUGUCCUUACACAGCUAUCUGGUCUUGGCCAUUGUGGAGAGGUUGGAGUCUGUUUGAUUGAGUGUGUGGACAGGUGUCUUUUAUACAGGUAACGAGUUCAAACAGGUGCAGUUAAUACAGGUAAUGAGUGGAGAACAGGAGGGCUUCUUAAAGAAAAACUAACAGGUCUGUGAGAGCCGGAAUUCUUACUGGUUGGUAGGUGAUCAAAUACUUAUGUCAUGCAAUAAAAUGCAAAUUAAUUACUUAAAAAUCAUACAAUGUGAUUUUCUGGAUUUUUGUUUUAGAUUCCGUCUCUCACAGUUGAAGUGUACCUAUGAUAAAAAUUACAGACCUCUACAUGCUUUGUAAGUAGGAAAACCUGCAAAAUCGGCAGUGUAUCAAAUACUUGUUCUCCCUACUGUACAUAAGAUCAUAUAGAAAUGUAAACAAGGUUUGAAAUUAAAGUUUUAGUCAGGCUUCUUUCGGUCAUUUUGCAGUGUACUAAUUAUUUGUAAUUAUGUUCCGGCCCCCCGACCAUCCGCUCAAGAAAAAACAUCAGCCCGCAGCUGAAUCUAAUUGAUGAUCCCUGGUCUAGGCGGUCGGGCAUAGGCAAGGACUCAAAGGCACAGGAGCCAGGUGCAAACAAAGGGGCUUUUAGUAAGAAAAGGCUAAUUAAAUCCUGGCUCUUAGACUUUACAUUUAGGGGGGGAAAGCAUGACGUCCACAGGCCUAACCUAUAGCGCAAACCGUAAAAGUCUCGGACAUUCCGCUCUACCCAGCAGUGAGAGCUGCACACCUUUAUGUCUUUAGGCAGUCAAUUAGAGGGAAGCCACACCCUCGUAAAGGGAACAAUGCUCUGGAGCUUGUUCCCCUAGACAACAUUCCUCGUGCUGGCUAGGCUUGGCCCUGCUGCACUACACCCACCAUUGAGUAUUUACCCCCCCCCCCCCCCCCCACCCCCCCAUAUCUUACACCUGUAGCUCAAAGUACCCACAGCCGUACCAGGAGUGACACAACAUUUCCGCAAGCUGCUUCUGAACCGAGUCAAGACAGACUUUGAGAACAUGGGGAGGGACAAUCAUGAAAUCUUGCAGAAGGAGAUGGACACCAUCACCAAGGUAGCACGUUCAUCUCUUUAGACACACUGCCCAUUACAUUAUAGAACAACACUUUGAGAAAUUCUGAUCUGAUCUAAAUUAUAUUCAUUCCUCUGCAUUUUACUGAUUAUUUAAUGCAUUGUUGAUCAUGUGCCCUAAACUUGCAUGGUGUUCUUCCCCUGAAUUGGUCAUUGGAAAAACGUUUUCUUAUCUAACUAGUCACAAAUUGUAUAGUUUAAUUUGUUUACUGAUUCCUUCCAGGAGGAGGACCGCCAGAAACUGAGGGAAGAGCUGGAGGAGGUCAAGGCCAAGGGGCGGAGGCAGUCUCUAGGCAACAUCCAGUUCAUGUGUGAGUUGUACAGGUUGAAGAUGAUUACGGAGGCCAUCAUGCACGAUGCCAUCGUAAAGCUGCUGAAAAACCACGACAAGGAUUCAAUGGAGUGUUUGUGCACCUUACUCUCCACCAUCGGCAAGGAAUUGGACUUUGAGGAGGCCAGGGUACAGCAUUGUCUCUCUGUCUGUCCGUCCUCCCGUCUGUCUGUUUAAUUUUUAUUUUAUUUGUUUUUUUUUAAUCCAUGACAUCAAAAUCAGUGGCAUUGCACGAGUACAGUGCACACCUUUUUCUUAUCCAAAAUUAUCUGAUAGGUUAAUCCAAUAGAUUCAAAUCUAUAAAUCAGUCAAAAGCAUUCACUUGGACUGUCUACACUUCCACAGCCCAGAAUGGAUCAGUACUAGAACCAGAUUGAGAAGAUCUUGACGAAUAGGACAACCUCCCCCAGAAUCACAAGCAUGCUGCAAGAUGUGUUGGAUCUCCGAAAGGUAUGACCAGUUAUUCUUAUUACCUCUUUUAACAUCCAUAUCUAACCUCUUCUACCUCUUAACAUCCAUAUCUAACCUCUUCUACCUCUUAACAUCCAUAUCUAACCUCUUCUACCUCUUAACAUCCAUAUCUAACCUCUUCUACCUCUUAACAUCCAUAUCUAACCUCUUCUACCUCUUAACAUCCAUAUCUAACCUCUUCUACCUCUUAACAUCCAUAUCUAACCUUUUGGUUGUCUCUUUUUUUGCUCUAUGCUCUAAAGCCGUAGUAUGUAGUUUAUAUGCGUCAAUUGUAUGAAUGACUGUUCUGUAAAUUCUAUAAUAUUUAUUUUAUUUAAUAUUAGUGAUGUCAUGUUUUGUGUGUGGUGGGGGGGUGUAUGCCUUUUCUCUCUAGACAGAAAUAACCCAGCUUGCUGAAAAGAUGGAGAAGACCAGACUGCAAGCUGACGAUUACACUGGACCUGUAGACACUGAAUCUUUUCUGCGUCCUCACUAUAAGUCAUCAGCCAUGAAGAAACAGGAGCUGGUCAGCAUAUCUACACCACUACAGGAGAAUGUAUGUCCUCAUCAUGAUGAUAAACUGAAAGCUGAAGACCAUGAGACAGACUCUGCAGGAGGGGCUGCAGCAGGGAGGGCUACCAAAAAGGUAUUAAUGGAAUACCAUUAUAAGCUAAGGAUAAGAGGUACAUAGAAAUGUUGCAGGCUUUACCCAUCAGCUUGUGUAGACCAAGACAUAUUUCAACCUGAAUCAAGAUCAUGCUGAUGUGUGUAUCACAAAGGGAUAUGUUUUGAUCCACUGUGUGAUGCCAAUUACAACUGUCUAUGUUUGUCUACACAAAAAGGCGAGUGUGCCCUUAAAAACAUGCCAGCAGAUAAUCCAGGAGAGAGAGGAGGAGCUACAGAAACUGAGACAGGAAGUGGAGUCUCUGAAGGUGAGACAUCAGGGGUGUAUUCAUUAGUCGGAUUCCAUUGCAAAAUGUUUAGUCUGCAACGAAAACAAGAGUUUCUAUUGGACAAAAUUCAGGACCGCCGGAAAACGUGUGACAAGACAGGAUUUGCCGCAGCACUUUUCAAUCAGGUGUGUCUUUUUAAUUAGUUUAGUAAAACAUACUGAAGCAAAGCGUUUCUUUCGAUUUGCCUUGUGAUUUGUCAACUCACGCACAAUUUCUCUGUCCUCCACAUCGGAGUGCUGCUGCAGGCUCUUUGCAUGUCUUGACCAAUCAGAUUCACAGAAAUCGCAGGUCGCGCAGACCGGGCACAACACAAAAAGCUCAAGGCGCGCUCUCCACUUUCCUCUGGUAUUUAUUUAGCAACCUGAUAACACAUCACUCCCGAAAGACACAAGCAAAAACUCUUACAUAAGUGUGGCAGCCUAUACACUUAAACAUUAGCGAUCUGACAUGCUGUAUUGUAUGGAAACGAGACAAUUUUUCAGUCUGAUCAACUAAGCUACUAACAACAGCAGCUGCGUAGUCUAACCUAUUAUGUGCCCUGUCCCUCUGGCCAGGGUAAACAAAUCAGUAAAGUUGUGUAUUUAUUGCCCAUUUGUUUGUGAGAAUGUGAAUGGGAUCAGAUUUGGUUUAUAUUCAAACUUGCGCUGUCUACGCUACCUAGAAUUAUUCAAUGCAAAAUUAUUAACUGUAAUUAAUCAAUAAACACAAUAGCUGACAGACUGAGUUCAUUUUUAAUUAGGCCUACAGUUGCAUAGAGCAGGACUAUAUGAUGCAAACAUGUGUAAAGCAAGCUCAGCCCUGUGAGUUAUAUAUGUUGCUUACUCUGUGUAUAGGAAACCCCCCUAGUCCUUCUUUAUAAAAUAUAAACUACAAGGUUGCUACAGUUUGACAGGGUUUUCAUCCUCCCAAAGGCCAGGAGUUUUUCCAGAAGUUUUUUAAAACCAUGUGUCCUGAUUAGAAAAACUCUGGUCCCAUCAUAGCCCAUAUUAAACCUUUUUACAACAGAUGAAUCACGUCAUACUGUAUAAGGUCCGGCGUUUUACCUGGUUAGGUUACCAGAUCAGGAAAAACUGUGGUGCCACCUCUGGGACAAAUCCAUGUACAGUUCCAGUCAAAUGUUUGGGCACACCUACUCAUUCCAGGGAUUUUCUUUAUUUUUACUAUUUUCUACAUUGUAGAAAAAUAGUGAAGACAUCAAAACUAUGAAAUAACACAUUUGGAAUCAUGUAGUAACCCAAAAAGUUUUAAACAAAUAAUAAUAUAUUUGAGAUUUGAGAUUCUAUAAAGUAGCCACCCUUUGCCUUGAUGACAGCUUUGCACACUCUUGGCAUUAUCUCAACCAGCUUCAUGAGGUAGUCACCUGGAAUGCAUUUCAAUUAACAGGUGUGCCUUCUUAAAAGUUAAUUUGUGGAAUUUUUCUUUCCUUCUUAAUGCGUUUGAGCCAAUCAGUUGUGUUGUGACAAGGUAGGGGGGGUAUACAGAAGACAGCCCUAUUUGGUAAAAGACCAAGUCCAUAUUAUGUCAAGAACAGCUUAAAUAAGCAAAGAGAAACGACAGUCCAUCAUUACUUUAAGACAUGAAGGUCAGUCAAUCUGGAAAAUUUCAAGAACUUUGAAAGUUUCUUCAAGUGCAGUCUCAAAAACCAUCAAGCGCUAUGAUGAAACUGGCUCUCAUGAGGACCGGCACAGGAAAGGAAGACCCAAAGUUACCUCUGCUGUAGAGGAUAAGUUCAUUAGAGUUAAAUGCACCUCAGAUUGGAGCCCAAAUAAAUGCUUCAGAGUUUAAGUAACAGACACAUCUUAGCAUCAACUGUUCAGAGGAGACUGUGUGAAUCAGGCCUUCAUGGUUGAAUUACUGCAAAGAAACAACUACUAAAGGACACCAAUAGGAAGAAGAGACUUGCUUGGGCCAAGAAACCAGUGGACAUCUGUCCUUUGGUCUGAUGAGUCCAAAUUUAAGAUUUGUGGUUCCAACCGUAGGUGAACGAAUGAUCUCCGCAAGUGUGUUUCCCACCGUGAAGCAUGGAGGAGGAGGAGGUGUGAUGGUGUGGGGUUGCUUUUUGUUGGUGACACUGUCAGUGAUUUAUUUAGAAUUCAAGGCACACUUAACCAGCAUGGCUACCACCGCAUUCUGCAGCGAUAUGCCAUCCCAUCUGGUUUGGGCUUAGUGGGACUAUCAUUUCUUUUUCAACAGGACAAUGACCCAAAACACACCUCCAGGCUGUGUAAGGGCUAUUUGACCAAGGAGAGUAAUGGAGUGCUGCAUCAGAUGACCUGGCCUCCACAAUCACCCAAUCUCAACCCAAUUGAGAUGGUUUGGGAUGAGUUAGACCGCAGAGUGAAGGAAAAACAGCCAACAAGUGCUCAGCAUAUGUGGGAACUCCUUCAAGACUGUUGAAAAAGCAUUCCACAUGAAGCUGAUUGAGAGAAUGCCAAGAGUGUUCAAAGCUGUCAUCAAGGCAAAGUGUGGCUACUUUGAAGAAUGUCAAAUAUAUAAAAUAUAUUUUGAUUUGUUUAACACUUUUUUUGGUUACUACUGGAUUCCAUAUGUGUUAUUUCAUAGUUUUGAUGUCUUCACUAUUAUUCUACAAUGUAGAAAAUAGUAAAAAUAAAAACCCUUGAAUGAGUAGGUGUGUCCAAACUUUUGACUGGUACUGUAGGUCUUUCCCUGUGUGGUUCCAUUUUAUUUGGUUCCUAGAGUAAACGGUUUCCAUUGCAAAACCUUUUGCAAUGGAAUCCGAUUAAUGAAUACACACCAGUUGACUAAUGAGCUGUUUUAGGCCUCAUCUAUGGGUGAAUCUCUUUUUUUGUGGUUGCUUGAUUCCUCUCUCCUCACCUCCUUCUCAAAAUGUAUUGGUGGAGAAGAUCUGCGGUUCCUCCCCUCGGACCUUCUCCUCCAAUGAGGAAUCAAGCAAAUACAAUUUAUAUUAAUCCCAUGCUCCUUUAUUCUCCACCGUUCUCCCAAAGUGUGCAGUUGCACACUCCCCGUCAUGGAUUUAACAAUGAUGGAUUUAACUCCCUCUAGCCAAUGCAGUUCAUUUCUUAUAAUCAUGACAGGGAGUGUGCAAGUCCAUACUUUGGGAGAAGUGAGGCGUGACAUAGCAGAUGCUUACCUAACUUUCUGAGACAAACCCCUCGAAACGGAUGACUCUCUCUCUCUCUUCUGACAGUGUUUAUCUCAGGCUACACUGGAGGACGGUGAGAGGUUCUUCACCAAAUUGAUUGAAACAAGGUGCUCAGAGGUGAGAGAGCGGAUCCAAGCAAAAGAGAAGGAGAUGGUGCGUGAGGCUGAGGGACUCAUACAGACGCUUGAGCAGGAGCUUGAUGAGCUGAAGAGGACUGAAACAGAGGGUAGGCAGCUUCCACACAUAGAGGACUUCCCCCAUUUCCUCCAGGUAAGAUCAAUGGCUCUCUAAUAGUGUUACAAGUGUUCAGAAGACAGAUUAAACACUGAUAUUAAGAAGUGAACAUGUUUGAACCAAAAGCAAUUACCUUUCUGUAUUGGUAGUCAUACAUAUCAUUCUAUACAUAAGUAUUCACCCCCUUGGAUUAUUUUGUAGUUUAUUUUCAUAUAUGUAUAUGGGUGAUUCUACAGAAGUGGCGUAAAUUACAGUCCCACCCCCAAAAAGCGAUACAAAAAUAAAUAGAAAUAAGUUAAGUCUUCAAACUUGGGACAUUUAUUUACAUAAUGAUAUGUUCUAAUACAAUUCAAGGCAUUAACAAACAUAUAUUGUUAAAUGAAUAUUGUACAAAGUUAUUAUUUAUACACCUAUUUAUACCGAGGUGGCUGUCCCAAACCCUGACUCCUAAACUUCAAGUUAGAAAAUUAAGCAAUUCAUGUUUAGUUUUUUCACUAUUAUUUCAAAAGAACAUCUUGCUUUGUUCUAUUUUUUUUAUAUCUUUCUCUAAAAAAUGCUGUCACCUUUUGAUGUCACUACCGAAACACACAUAUUAAAAGACUGUAGAAUGAAUGUGCUUUAAGUCACACCCCUACAAAUAUCACCAGGUGAUGGGAUCACAAUCCUCUCCAGCAUGACCACAUGGUGAGUUGUCUGUCUCCAAACAUUGUGGAAAAAAUGAGUGAGCAAGUUGGUAAAUCUUCAUGUAUUUUUAAGAAGUGUCACUACCAAACAUCCUAACAUAUCAAGAAAUAUGUAUGGUUUUGGGACUAAAAUAUAAAGUAUGUUUGCUGGGAUCUGUCCAAAUGAAAGAUGGCCAGCCAUAUGUUGACUAUGGGGAUUCUUUAAAGGCCAAAAUAAGUUGAAAGUGUUCAAAAUGAAACAAUUAACACUGUGUGUGUGUGUGUGAAUUGUUUCAUUGUGGACACUUUUGACAUAUAUAUAUAUAUAUAUAUAUAUAUAUAUAUAUAUAUAUAUAUAUAUAUAUAUAUAUAUAUAUAUAUGUGUGUGUGUGCAAACUUCAGGAGAAAGUGUAAAGUAUUGAGAUUCAUAGCCAGCAGGGGGGCUCCAACCCUCCAAGAUCCCAAACAUUGACAUCUAAUUGGCCAAAACAUGGAUGUCUAUAAUGUGCUAUACUGUACUGUAUUCUACAGUAGUGUGCUCUACUUAAGUGAUAAUGCCCGAGAAGCUAGUGUUGGAGGACAUAUUGGCACGGGUGUUGUUAGUCGAGGGCCGGCAAACCGUGCAAAUAUAUCCUCCGAACACCGGCUUCGAGGGGAUUAUCACUUUUAUACAACGGGUUACCAACAUAUUCAAAUAAUGUAUUCAAAUAAUGAUUGACAUGUUUUCAUUAAAAACGUUAUUUUGAUAAAUGUAUUCAUACUAUUUAAUCCUUCCACAAGAUAUAGUUCCGACACAAAUCUAGGGUUGCUAGAGACAUGACCCAGUUGUUCAGUCUUUUUGUUCCUUUGCCAUACUGGCUGGCAACGUUCUUAUCCCUUGCUUGCUAGCUAGCCAACUACGGCUCAUUUACAGUCACGUCAAAAAGUUCAGCCAGAAUAACAGCAAAGUAGCUGCAUUUGCAUUUGUUUAAGCUGUUUUCUAGUUACAUUUAUUUGGAUACAUCCAUAACAAUGACCUAAUGGGGCGCGAUUUCGCCUGGAAUAGAAAAUGAGCUCACUCAUCAGGACACUGUUGUUCAGAGGAGCUAGCCAACAACUCAGCUACAGUAACACAAUCACUUCAAACUGAAGCUGGAAAGACUGCAAAUUAGCUGCGUUUCGUUUUUACCUUUUUUCAAUUGAUAUUUUUUUUGUAUAUAUCCAUAAAAAUGAUGCCAGCUGAUUCAUGAUUUCGACCAGCUGAGAAACGCUGCCUGCCUGUCUGUCUGUCUGUCUCGUCCCGACUCCUGACACGUUCAUUACUAUGGGACAGCAGGAGAUCGAAUUGGAAUAUUGUUACAAUGUUGCAAAUGUCGGAGAGACAGACAGCAAGGUUUAUACAAAUCUCCACUGUUGAAAACUAAAUGUUAGUCUAAAAGAAAUGUGAGAUAAUGUCUAGAUGCUUUUUAUAGUGGAGAUCAAGUUUAUAAGUUGCCUGGCUGGCCUGAUGAGACAGUGGAUUGCGCAGUCAGAUGGAACAGAGUAAAUAGGCAUUUUAACGUCAUAGAUUUAGCCCGUGGCAACUUGUGGAAUAGACACUGGCUGGAAUGCGGUUUUAACCAAUCAGCAUUCAGGAUUAGACCCACCCGUUGUAUAAUGUACCCUAAUCUACUGUACUAUGCUCUACUAUACUGUGCUAUACUGUACUCAAGUUUAAAAGUUGACUUGAGUUUCUUACAAUUGAAGAAAGGGCCCAUGGACUCUUGAUCUAGUGGUCUUAAGACCACUCAAGACCACAAAUUCGGUCUUUAAAGAGCGACUGCCUCUAAAAAGAAUCUUCGCGUUUUGAAAAUGGCGUUUGUAGCAUCGAUAUGAGCAGUACUAACUGGCUGAGUAGUAGUGCGGGUGGAUUUCUUUCAAAUUUCAACAGACAUGCAUCACAUUUAGUAGCCUGGUAUAACCAGCAUGAUAAUAGCUAUUUUCCAAUUCAAUUGAUUUCUCUAAACUCUGAAUAGAAUAGGAAUGGAGUUAUAGGCCUACUCAGGCUGGUUAGGCAUGUUAUUGCAAUAGGCCUACCAUAGGCUAUAGGCCUAAAAAGGACUGAAGACAGAAUCAGAUCAUUUGGUUCCAUUUCAACAUAUUUAUUAGUGAAACCAAAGUGCUGUCACAUCCAUAAAUUAAAAUCACCAAAUAUACUAGUAAACGGCAAAACUUUUCAAAUGUUAACAUCAAAAGACUGUUGCACAGAAAAACAUGGACAGUCAGGUGCAGCGUAAAUUCAGAAAGUGGACUGCUGGAUAGUGACAUAAUAAACUAAAGCACUGAUCAUUGGGAACAAGAUCAGAAUGACUACUUAGGAAAAGAAGGCUUGAUCCAAAAUAGGAAGCCUACAAAACCCCAAAAUUCAAAAUGUUAAACUCAAAAGGCCUGACCUGUCACGAUCGUCGUAAUGAGCGGACCAAGGCGCAGCGUGAUAUGCGUACAUCUUUUAAUGAGUACUUUAACACAAUACAACAAAACGAAACGUGAAGUCCUCGGUCAUAAACACAAACCUAGACGGAACAAGAUCCCACAAAAGACAAGUGCACAAUAGGCUGCCUAAGUAUUGUUCCCAAUCAGAGACAACGAGCCACAGCUGUCUCUAAUUGGGAACCACCCCGGCCAACAUAGAAACACAUAAACUAGAACAAGAACAUAAAAACGAAACAUAGAACCUAACACCCAGAAACUAACACAUAGAAACUAACACCCUGGCUCAACAUAUAAAAGUCCCCAGAGCCAGGGCGUGACAGUACCCCCCCCCCCCCCAAAGGCGCAGACUGCGACCGCGCCAACUAAACCCAACAGGGGAGGGGCCGGGUGGGCAUUCCGCCUCGGAGGCGGAUCCGGCUCCGGGCGUGACCACCACCCUCUAACUAACCCCCCGUAGCGCCCCUGGUCUGGUCCCGCUGGCUGGAGCUGGACUGGACAUCGGUGGAGCGGAUUGCUUAGGCUCUGGUGUGGAGCAGCUGACCGGUACCUGACCAGGCACCGGUGAAACAGGCAUGGGCUGUGCCGGACUGACGACGCGCACCACAGGCUUGGUGCGGGGAGCAGGAAUGGGCCGGACCGCGCUGACGACGCGCACCACUGGCUUGGUGCGGGGGAAAGGAACGGGCCGGACCGGGCUGACGACGCGCACCACUGGCUUGGUGCGGGGAACAGGAACGGGCCGGACCGGGCUGGCGACGCGCACCACUGGCUUGGUGCGAGGGGCAGGAACAGGCCGGGCCGGGCUGGCGACGCGCACCACUAACUUAGUGCGGGGAGCAGGAACGGGUUAGGCCGUACUGGUAACACGCACCACUAACUUAGUGCGGGGAGCAGGAACGGGUUGGGCCGUACUGGGAACACGCACCACUAACUUAGUGCGGGGAGCAGGAACGGGUCGGGCCGGACUGGGAACACGCACCACUAACUUAGUGCAGGGAGCAGGAACGGGUUGGGCCGUACUGGGAACACGCACCACUAAAUUAGUGCGGGGAGCAGGAACGGGCCUGACCGUACUGGGAACACACACCACUGGCCUUGUGCGGGAAGCAGGAAUGGGUCGGGCCGUACUGGGAACACGCACCACUAACUUAGUGCGGGGAUCAGGAACGGGCCGGACCGGACUGGUGACACACACCACUUGCUUGGUGCGAGGAGCGGGACUGGGUUUCCUCAUAAACCUCCGCUCCCUCUGCUGCCUACUCAGUUCCUCUCGCCGUGCCUCUACACUCUCCUUCUCCCUCAACGCCUCCUGUAGCUCCUCCCUCUGACCAUUUAACUCCUGCUCCCUUAUGACCAAUAGCCCCCGUAACCUGGUGGCCUCCUCUCCUAUUCUGCAGAUACGCCCUGUAGCUGCCUCCUGCUGCCCCGUCGUCCACACCGUGUGCCCCCCCCAAAAAAUGUCUUGGGGUUGCCUCUCGCCUGUCCGACGACGGCCCGGUUGGCGCCGCUUCUCCUCUCCUGCCUGGGCAUCCUCCCUCAUCGCCCUCCGGUAGCGGACGGCCUCCUCCUCUGUGAUUUUCCCCCAACCGAGGAGGACAUCUACCAGAGGCACCUCAUGUUCCAUACCCGGCGUUUGCUCCUGAACACGCUGCUUGGUCCUGUUUUGGUUGGAUCUUCUGUCACGAUAUGCGUAAUGAGCGGACCAAGGCGCAGCGUGAUAUGCGUACAUCUUAUAUUUAUUAACUAGUACACACGAACAAAACAACAAAACGAUACGUGAAGUCCAAGGUUAAACACCAAAAAACAAACCUAACACGGAACAAGAUCCCACCAAAGACAAGUGCACAAUAGGCUGCCUAAGUAUGGUUCCCAAUCAGAGACAACGAGCCACAGCUGUCUCUAAUUGGGAACCACCCCGGCCAACAUAGAAACACAUAAACUAGAACAAGAACAUAAAAACGAAACAUAGAACCUAACACCCAGAAACUAACACAUAGAAACUAACACCCUGGCUCAACAUAUAAAAGUCCCCAGAGCCAGGGCGUGACAUGACCGGAUUAACACGACAUCAUAUCCCAUAUCCCAGAGUGCUCGACACAAUUAAAAAUGAUUAGGCUAUACAAUUUAACGCAAUCCCGACCAUAAAGACAAUAGCCUAUUGCAGGGAAAAGCUUAACUAUUAUGCCAUGCCCGUUGAAUAACCAAAAAAUAGGCCACCUAAUUAAAUGUUCUCCAUAGUCAAAAAAAUAAUAAAACAAUCGGGACAAAUAAACAUUAACGUUUUUAAUUUAAUGAUUGAUAAUUAUUUAGAUUGUCUUUUCACAGCAAAAACCAAGCCAUGAGGUCGAAGGAAUUGUCCUUAGAGAUCCGAGACAGGAUUGUGUCGAGGCACAGAUCUGGGGAAGGGUACCCAAACAUUUCUGCAGCAUUGAAGGUCCCCGGGAACACAGUGCCCUCCAUCAUUCUUAAAUGGAAGAAGUUUGGAACCACCAAGACUCUUCCUAGAGCUGGCCGCCUGGCCAAGCUGAGCAAUCGGGGGAGAAGGGCCUUGGUCAGGGAGGUGACCAAGAACCCGAUGGUAACUCUGACAGAGCUCCAGAGUAGAGAUGUCCUUCUGGAAGAUUCUCUCAACCAUCUCUGCAGCUCUCCACCAAUCAGGCCUUUAUGGUAGAGUGGCCAGACGGAAGCCACUCCUCAGUAAAAGGCACAUGACAGCCCGCUUGGAGUUUGCCAAAAGGCACCUAAAGACUCUCAGACCAUGAGAAACAAGAUUAUCUGGUCUGAUGAAACCAAGAUUGAAAUCUUUGGCCUGAAUGCCAAGCGUCACAUCUUGCGGAAACCUGGCACCAUCCCUACAGUGAAGCAUGGUGGUGGCAGCAUCAUGCUGUGGGGAUAUUUUUCAGCGGCAGGGACUGGGAGACUAGUCUGGAUCGAAGGGAAAUAUGAACGGAGCAAAGUACAGAGAGAUCCUUGAUGAAACCUGACAACCUGACAACGCAAGAGUGGCUUCGGUACAAGUCUCUGAGUGGCCCAGCCAGAGCCCGGACUUGAAGCCGAUCGAACAUUUCUGGAAAGACCUGAAAAUAGCUGUGCAGCGACACUCCCCAUCCAACCUGACAGAGCUUGAGAGGAUCUGCAGAGAAGAAUGGGAGAAACUCCCCAAUACAGGUGUGCCAAGCUUGUAGCGUCAUACACAAGAAGACUCAAGGCUGUAAUCACUGCCAAAGGUGCUUCAAUAAAGUACUGAGUAAAGGGUCUGAAUACUUACGUAAAUGUUAUAUUUCAUAUAUGUAUUUUGAAUAAAUUUGCAAACAUUUCUAAACCUGUUUUUGCUUUGAUAUUAUGAGGUAUUGUGUUUAGAUUGAGCGGGGGGAUAAAAAACUAUUUAAUACAUUUUAAAAGAAGGCUGUAAUGUAACAAAGUGGAAAAAGUGAAGGUGUCUGAUUUUAUUUUCCAAAUGCACUGUAUAUCUGCUUGAAAAUCUAUGGCAAGACUUGAAAAUGGCUGUCCAGCACUGAUCAACAACUAACUUUACAGAGCUUGAAGAAUUGUCAAAGGAAUACCCUGUGGAAGUGACACGUCAUUUUCCAGGAAGUAGAUUUGUAGUUUUUGAACUUUUAUGGCUUUUUUAUGGUUUUCAAUGGGGAAAAUACUUAGCACAAUGGUCUUAUGCGCAAAAACUUAAUAAAAGGCAUCUGGCAGAAAUAAAUUCAUCCACAAACACAUUCCUAAUUUUGAGUUGCACCCACUUUUUCCCUCAGUUCUUGACACAAACCGGUGCGCCUGGCACCUACUACCGUACCCCAUUCAAAGGCACUUAAAUGUUUUGUCUUGCCCAUUCACCCUCUGAAUGGCACACCUACACAAUCCAUGUCUCAAUUGUCUCGAGGCUUAAAAAUCCUUCUUCAACCUGUCUCCUCCCCUUCAUCUACACUGAUUGAUAGGGAUUUAACAGGUAACAUUAAUAAGCUUUAACCUGGAAUCACCUGGUCAGUCCAUGUCAUGGAAAGAACAGGUGCUCCUAAUGUUUUGUACACUCAGUGUAUAUCUUAAAUCACUACUUUUUCGUGAAUUGAUAUGAUGAUGAUGAUGUAAUCGUCAAGCCCAUUCAAAAGAUUAGUGGACAGCACCCUUCCGAUUAGGGGACAGCACCCUUAUGACGUAGGACGACGUCACUUGCACAUCUUAUAAUGAGAAAAUAUUGCACAAUCGAGCUGUGCAAAGCUCUUAGAGAAUUACCAAGAAAGACUCCCAGCUGUAACUGCUACCAAAGUGUGUGUGGGGGGGUGUUUGUUGUUGAAAUGUUUAGAAUUGUUCUUCUACUAUGGAACGUCAUUUACAAAGUGACAAUUUAUAUCAAUUUUACCCUCACUUUGAAUCACAAAUGGUGAAUACUUAUGAUGGGCACUUUGGUGUCACUAUAACUAUUUAUAUGGACACCUGUUGGUUUGUCUUUUACCAUUUCGUCAGUGUAUUUACUGUCUUUCGGAAUUGGAUUUGUACGGUUUUUGAUUUCCUGAAUGUUUAUUUUUCUGUCUGUAGAAAUUGCCCAGCAUCACAGAGGCUUUUGGAGAAGUGAAGAGGAUGUAUGCCACUAAAAUGCAAAAGCUAUUUGAGAAUACCUCCAAGAGACAAUUUAAGACGUUUUAUGCAAUAGGUACUCAUUAAGGAUUAUAGCCGGACUAUUUGUUUUAGCAUAUGCCAGAUUCCUUCAGACAUUUAUUUUAGUAAUUCUUUUUUACAGUUGAAGACAUGCUGGAACCAUACAGUAAGCAUUACCAUUACAGCACAAUUGGCCCGAGGUAAAGUAUCUCAGUGGUUGUCGCCCGCCACUUUUUGGGGUCAACAGCUGUGGAAUGGAGCUGGAGAAAUGUAACCACUCUCAAACUCUUAGCCGGAGCUAUGGAUGACGAGGACUGACCAUCCAUGAUCAAUAUUAUAGUUUUUAAACAUUUUUUGAAGCUAUGUGUUUAUUAUGACAUUAUUUAUUCUCUCUCUCUCUGUUUCUCUCUCUUUCUUUCUUUCUCUCUUUCUCUGUUUCUCUCUCUCUCUCUCAGCCAUCACUUCUCUUGACAGACAGGCAGUGGAAGAAAAGGACUUGGUAAGAUCUGUAUGUAUACGUGUGUUUAGUAAUAAUCUCCUGGUUGUAUGUUGUUGGCUUACUUCCUCACCUGCCCCCUAACUUAUGACUUGAAGGAGGACGUUGUGGACCUAGAUACAGUGAAGACCGAGGAAAUGUAUGCACAAAUGGAUGACAUCCUGGACAGGCUGACUCCUAAGAACUACCAUCAGUCGAUGAAGGUAGUGAGUGCAUUCACCAUUGACACAGAGGACAAACUCAAGGGCUUUAUUGACCGUAUAUAUGAGAAGGCCAUCGAAUACCCUACCUACGCUGACGUCUAUGCCAAGGUGUGCCAUCAUCACCAACUCAUGGGGGUAAGUCUACAUGUUAAAGUUUGUCUAUUUCUCACCAUCUCAAUCCCAGAGGUAAUCCCAUAUUUUUGUAAAAAAUGACAAUUCUCAUAAUUUUUUUGUAUUUUCUUUUUCUUGUCGGUCUGUCGCUCUCGCUCUCUCGCUUGUUCUCUCUAUGACCCAAUAACUACAACCCAUCAACCUCCAAUGAGUUUUUCCUCCCACAUAUCCUGCCUUUCAGCUUAAAGUACCCGGCGUAACAGUAAAUUUCCGCAAGCUGCUGCUGAACCGAUGCCAGAAGGGCUUUGAGAAAAAGAAUAGUAAUGUCUUAAAGGAAAAGCAGAGGGAACUGGACGCCAUCACUGAGGUAGACCAACACAGACCAACAUUUUAUCUCUGAGAUGUUAAAAUUACUUGAACUUGAUCUAUACUGAACAAAAAUAUAUAUGCAGCAUGCAACAAUUUCAAAGAUUUUACUGAGUUACAGUUCAUAUAAGGAAUUCAGUCAAUUGAAAUAAAUAAAUUAAGCCCAAAUCUAUGGAUUCCACAUGACUGGGAAUACUAUACCUUACUGGUCACAGAUACCUUUAAAAAAAAAGUAUGGGCAUGGAUCAGAAAACCAGUCAGUAUCUGGUGUGACCACCAUUUGCCUCAUGCAGCGCGACACAUCUCCUUCGCAUAGAGUUGAUCAGGCUGUUGAUUGUGGCCUGUGGAAGGUUGUCCCACUCCUCUUCAAUGGCUCUGCGAAGUUGCUGGAUAGUCGCGUGAACAGGAACAUGCUGUCGUACACGUCGAUGCAGAGCAUCCCAAACAUGCUCAGUGGGUGACAUGUCUGAGUAUGCAGGCCAUGGAAGAACUGGGACAUUUUCAGCUUCCAGGAAUUGUGUACAGAUCCUUGCGACAUGGGGGUGUGCAUUAUCAUGCUGAAACAUGAGGUGAUGGCGGUGGAUGAAUGGCACGACAAUGGUCCUCAGGAUCUCGUCAAGGUAUCUCUUUGCAUUCAAAUUGCCAUCAAUAAAAUGCAAUUGUGUUCUUUGUCCUUAGCUUAUGCCUGCUCAUACCAUAACCCCACCGCCACCAUGGGGCACUCUGUUCACAGCGUGACAUCAGCAAACCUCUCACCCACACAACGCCAUACACGUGGUUUGCGGUUGUGAGGCCAGUGGGACAUACUGCCAAAUUCUUUCAAACGAUGGCUUAUGGUGGAGAAAUUAACAUUACAUUUUCUGGCAACAGCUCUGGUGGACAUUCCUGCAGUCAGCAUGCCAAUUGUACACUCCCUCAACUUGAGACAUCUGUGGCAUUGUGUUAUUCUGUGGCAUUGUGACAUUUUAGAGUGUCCUUUUAUUGUCCCCAGCACAAGGUGCACCUAUGUGAUGAUCAUGCUGUUUAAUCAGCUUCUUGAUAUUCCAAGCCGUUCAGGUGGAUGGAUUAUUUUUAACAGGGAUGUAAACAAAUUUGUGCACAACAUUUGACAUAAGCUUUUUGUGCAUAUAGAACAUUUCUGGGAUCUUUUAUUUCAGCUCAUGAAAUAUGGGACCAAAACUUUACAUGUUGCAUUUUAUAUUUUUGUUCAGUAUACAUUACAUGAACAUAAUUUAUCCUCAUGAUGCCUUAUGCUUUCUAAACAAUUGUAAUUGAUUAAAGGGAUAGUUUGGGGAAGUAGGGCUUCAUUGCCAAAAUCCCAGAGUCAGAUGAACUUGUGGAUACCAUUUCUAUGUCUCUGUGUUCAGUUUGAAGGAAGUUGCUAAGUAGCUAGUUAGAAUUGGCUUGUGAAACUACCUCUAACUUCCUUCAUACUGGAUGCAGAGACAUACAAAUGGUAUCCACAAGCUCAUCUGAAUCUGGGGAAGUAGAUAGGGGGCUUCAUGACCACAAUCCUGAACUGUCCCUUUUGGUUGCACAGCUGUUAACUUUACAUUGAGGUAUUUAUUCCCUUCAACUGAUUAUUGUAACGCUUGUAACAACUCACUAACUUGUACCUUGUUUAGUCCGAUGCAAUUUUGAUUAGUUCAAGGCAGGCUCACCAAAUGUCCCUGAUUCCUUCCAGAAGAAGGACCGACAGCAACUGAGGGAGGAGCUGGAGGAGGCCAAGGGGCAGCGGGAGUUGUUAGGCAACAUCAAGUUCAUGUGCGAGUUGUUCAAGUUAAAGAUGAUUACGGAGGCCAUCAUGCACAACUGCAUUGUAAAGCUACUAAAGAAUGGUGAUGAUGGCUCACUGGAAGGUCUGUGCACAUUACUCUUCACCAUCGGCAAGGACUUAGAGGAGGACUUAGAGGAGGAUUCUCAGGAGGCCGAGGUGCAACUACAUGUCGUCUGUCUCUGUCUGUUUGUCUUUCUGAUUUAUCAAUGUGAUCACUAAUAGCCAGUCUAUACUUCCACAGACCAGAAUGGAUCAGUACUACAGGCAGAUUGGGGUGAUCGUUAAGAGAAAGAGGACAUCCCCCAGAAUCCACUACAUGCUGUGUGAUGCGGUGGACCUCAGAGGGGUAUGA